Molecule: messenger RNA, 922 nt
Organism: Mauremys reevesii (Reeves's turtle)
Lineage: Eukaryota; Metazoa; Chordata; Testudines; Geoemydidae
Product: maestro heat-like repeat-containing protein family member 2A
Exons: 4
Coding region: 89-712 (207 amino acids)
Cellular component (GO): cytoplasm
Source: RefSeq, a predicted model, not a curated record
GCCAUGACAGACUGAGAGGCCAACUGCCUACCAGGACAGGAGCUCUUUGGAGAAAGGACUGGAGGAAGUGGUGAAAAAAGACUAAAACAUGAAUAAUCUUGUGAGUGAACAGGAGGUAACUGAGAGAGGUGUUUAUAAUGAGGUUGUUUCCCUCCUGGCACACAUGGAUGACCAAGAUAAGGACAGAAUUGCCCUCAGGAUUGCCUCUAUAGCUAGAACCAAGCUGGCUAGUGUUGUGAGAGUUCUAUUGGAGAAACUGCAACAGGAUAAGCAAAACAGAGUAGCCAUCUACUAUAUCCUGGAGGGGGUGUUACAGCAGGACACCGGGGGCCUAGAGAUAAGGCUAGUGAAAAACAUUGUAAGCCUAGCCUCAGACCAGAUGAGAGAGACUCAGGAAGCAACAAAUGAAGUAAAAGUGGCAGCUAGCAACACGUUAGUGACUCUGGCAAGCUGCUAUUUUGAUCAUGUCAUGUAUGAGCUACACUGUCAUCUGAAACCACCGAAGCUGCCUGAAGAGUUUAUUUUAGUUACGCUGGCCAACCUGUCAUCAGCCUAUGGUAUGGUAACUUCCAUCUUUUGUUUCAAAGUUAUCGUCUUUCAUUUAAGGACAGGGGAUUACUCUCUCUACCUAAAAAUGUUGCAGCUAAACAGAGCUCUGCUUGAGUGUGUGCGUGCGUGUGUGGAGAGACAAAGGAUUCACUGCUCUUGCUAGUUCUGGCUUCCAGAUCAUGAGCUGUCCAGACGGCAGUGGAAGCUCUAACUUCUGCCCCCAACUGAAGUUCCUUAAGGAUGGGAAUGAGUGGAAGAUCAGGUCUAGUGGAGCUCUUCUCCACCCCACUUCCCAUCCGGCCCCAGUGCUCUCUCCCCUUAUGCUGGGAGUGAGUUGAGCAUCGGGCACAGCUGUGCACUGGUGCAGGAUUCC